AACGGGGAAGCGCCGUGGCGACUGGUCUGAGCUCUAGCCCUCCACCGCCGCCCAUGGCCAAUCGGGGAGCACCACGACCACCACCCCUCCCCGUUAACUCCCCUGCAGACAGUUUCUCUCAUCCAUACCCCUUCUCCCUCUACUCCACUCUCCCGACCUCAUCCUUCCCCUCCUCACCUUGCAGCUUCCGGAAAGCGAGCGGCGUCCGUCCCUUGCGGUUCUGGAUCGACGAAAGAACGCCCGUCCUCUGCUGACAGUCCGGUAGCCCGCUGGCGCCGCUCCGCCAUUCUUCUGAAAUGAGAUGUCUCGGAGUAGCUGUUCAGUCAGGCCACUGUGUCGAUGUGCCUGGUCAUCCGCUGACACUCUGCCGCGCACUUCAGUACCACAACUUCCACUGGAUGCCCAAGUACACCAUCUACCUUCAUGAUCGUCAAUUUGGCAUGGAGGACUAUGUGGCCGAGGUGCUGAUCCAUGCAAGAGAAGCGGACAACGACAACGGCCCCUACUGUUUCCUGGGUCACGGCACAAACAAGGAGAUGGCCAUCCAACAAGCUGCUCAUGUUGCCAUGGCACGUCUUCGCCAUGACCUUCCUGAAAUGGCAGAAGGGCCAUUAAAGUUUAUGCCGGCCCUUUCUUCCAGUGGCGAGGUUUUCUACCCCAACAACUUCAGCCCGAAGGACAGUCCCUCUACCGUGGCCAUGGUCCAGGCGGUGCACUCUAAGGAUCGGGAAUAUCAUGCAUACCUGUACGAGUUAUGCGAGGCUCGUCGCGCCCUCAAAGCUGUCAAGACCUUGGCGUCUCUGUAUGGCCUUCACUCCCCGGACGUGGGGCAUGAGGACCUCCUCGAUGGUGCUGGAGUUGCCUCAACUUCGAGAUUUCGCAUUCCUUCCAUUGACAGAGAAGUGCCAGAUGUCGCGAGCCUAGCGGGCCAGCAUCGGGGUGUCCCUGUUCAACCAUGCAACCAGGGAUAUCCUAGAUCUCCAGAUCACUGGGGGCCAUCUCAUGGCUACUAGCAGAGUAUGCUCUACUAAGGAGUAGGAGUAGUAGAUGUGGACUCACAGAUAUAUCUUAGCUUGUGAGCUGCGAACCUAUAUGAGUAUGAAGUAAUCCGGGGUACUGUAGUGAGUUUGCUUAAGUAGAUAGGGCUGGUGCAAGGGGGUUUUCGUCCCAUAGUCUGGCUUCCAGAAUGCGGCUGGACAGUGGAUUUCCCCCUAGUGCUUCGAACUCGUUUAUCAUUUUUUCACUUUUUAUUAGUACUUUUUCUACUGGACAUAUCUUGUCUCUGUUGUAAUGGAAAAAUGGACUAACCCGUUCGAAAAAUAAAAUCUGGGGUAUGAGAAUCUGUAUAAA
Triticum dicoccoides is the source of this 1350-nucleotide messenger RNA. RefSeq lists its product as uncharacterized. The transcript is spliced from 3 exons. Bases 297 to 1013 code for a protein of 238 amino acids. The record is from RefSeq and is a predicted model, not a curated record. NCBI's taxonomy places the organism in Eukaryota, Viridiplantae, Streptophyta, Magnoliopsida, Poales, Poaceae.